AUAAUGAUUUAGCCAAUGCCAAAGAAGGAGUUUAUACUUAUAAAAUUAAUAGAGAACAUUAUCAUCAGAUGGGUUCAUUAAUACCUGAUAAAGGUCAAGACCCAAAAUUUGCUCAAAUAUAUUUUUGUGAUACUUAUGAUAACCAACUUAAAAGAAAACAUGAAAUAAUAAAAAAGGAAUUAUAUUAUGAAUUGCUAGAUGAACUCCAAUUUGAACUUUCUGAUAAUAAUCCUUUUGUACAAACAUUUAGAUGUGCUAGAAAUAGUGAAAUAAAAACUAAACAAGAAAUUGGAGAUUUAUAUGAUUUACCUGAACCAGAAAAAGAAGAAGAACUCCAAAAAACAAUACUUUUUGACACUUUAUUAGAAACAUAUUCAAAAGAGAAGUCAAGUUUAACUCAAUUAUUAGAAGAUGCAACUAUUGAAUCCUCAGCAAGUUUUAUAAGUAUUAGUGAAACAAAAGAAGAAAAACAACAACAAUCUGAAUCUGAAAAUAGUUCAGAUA
Molecule: messenger RNA, 504 nt
Organism: Dentiscutata erythropus
Lineage: Eukaryota; Fungi; Glomeromycota; Glomeromycetes; Diversisporales; Gigasporaceae
Source: the annotation of a GenBank genome assembly